GAAGAAAGCGGAGAAGGCCGGUGGGCUGCCGGGAGACUGGCCGGAGAGCAGGAUGCAGCGCCCCAUGGAGCUGGGCGCCGCGCACUACUUCCCAGCCGAAGCCUUUCCAGACCACCGCUCCCACCGCUACCGGAGCUUUAUGAUCGAAGAGAUCCUCACUGACCCCCCAGACGCCAAGAGUGCUGCGCCUGCUGCGGCUGGUGAGCUGCUCAAGUUCGGCGUGCAAGCAUUGCUGUCUGCGCGGCCCUUCCACAGCCACCUGGCGGUGCUGAAGGCAGAGCAAGCAGCAGUCUUCAAGUUCCCCCUAGCGCCCCUGGGCUGCUCUGGCCUGGGCUCUGCGCUGCUAGCCGCAGGCUCCGGGCUCCAAGGGGCCUCCGCCUCACCUCACCUCCCUCUGGAGCUGCACCUCCGUGGAAAGCUGGAGUCUGGCCCGGCCGAGCCGGGCACCAAGGCCAAGAAGGGGCGGCGGAGUCGGACGGUUUUCACUGAACUGCAGCUCAUGGGCUUGGAGAAGCGCUUCGAAAAGCAGAAGUACCUCUCCACUCCGGACAGAAUAGACCUCGCUGAAUCGUUGGGCCUGAGCCAGCUGCAGGUGAAGACUUGGUACCAGAACAGGAGGAUGAAGUGGAAGAAAAUAGUGUUACAGGGCGGCGGGCUCGAGUCCCCGACUAAACCUAAGGGGCGCCCCAAGAAGAACUCCAUCCCCACCAGCGAACAACUGACGGAGCAGGAGAGGGCCAAGGAGGCAGAGAAGCAGGCGGAGAACCUGAGCUCACCCUGCGAAGUCAAUCAGGAGGAGUGAGCUUGGUCACCAGAAUUCUUCAGCCCUGAGGCGCAGCUGACGGGGUGGAUGGUCAGUGCUUCGACCCUGGGACCUCUCUCCCUCAGAGAAACCAAAGACUACCCUCGAGGCCUUUUUUUCCGAGGACGGGAUUAGUCUAGAGGACAAACCAAAACGUUCCAGGCCUUAUUCGGGCGUCGACUCUCUUCCACCCUGGGAACAGACCAAGUCUCGGCCGCCUGCUCAUUUCUCCAGACUAGACUGAUCUUAUUUGGAGCAGCAAUAAGGAUGGAGAGGAGUGUCUGCUGCUGAAAAAAUAUUGUUUGUUUCCUUUCGUUGUUUCUGCAAAGCGAUCCUGCUGGGAAAUCCAAGGAAGCUGGAAUUAAACAAACGAGGAAAAAAAUACGCCACCCUCCCAAGAAACAAAAGAUCCUUCAAACGAAUUUAUGAUAGAGGAGAAACUUUUCCUGUCUCUGCAGAUGGGGUAUUUAAGGUUGCAAAACCGCCCUAGAGGGUAGGGGCGAGCGCGCACACUCACGAACACACAAAGUUCACACUCACACUCACGCCCUCCAGGGCUUGGGCACUUCCUGGAAGGACCUCUCCAAGGUAUGGGCGUCCAAGUGGUCUCCGUUUGGUUCUGGAGUCCUAGGUUCGGAAGGGGAGCCAAGAGGUAUCGGAGACCAAACCCAACCUAGAUGCCUUCUCCAAUGCUCGGCCUUACCCUUCAAAGAUAGUGACUUUAUUCCAAUAAAGUAUUUUAUGACA
This is a messenger RNA of Vombatus ursinus (common wombat), 1549 nucleotides long. It is a transcript of the gene BARX1, whose product is annotated as BARX homeobox 1. NCBI's taxonomy places the organism in Eukaryota, Metazoa, Chordata, Mammalia, Diprotodontia, Vombatidae. Gene Ontology annotation, molecular function: DNA-binding transcription factor activity, RNA polymerase II-specific; RNA polymerase II transcription regulatory region sequence-specific DNA binding. The transcript has 4 exons. The record is from RefSeq and is a predicted model, not a curated record. Gene Ontology annotation, cellular component: nucleus. The coding region runs from base 53 to 802 and encodes 249 amino acids. Gene Ontology annotation, biological process: regulation of transcription by RNA polymerase II.